AUGCAGCAGCCGAAUAGCUCACCUUGGAGAUCAAUAACUAACGUGUAUCAUACUGUGAUGAGAACUCCAGAAAAGAAGAAGAAUGGUGAUGACUACGAGAAUACUUCUUUAAAUGGAUCACCGUUACCUAAUUCUUUUAAAUUUACACCUACUAAGAAUACAAAGUUAUAUCCACAUUUGAACCCGCCCAAUGACAUAUGCGUCAAACUAAGGUCAAGUCCAAUCCAAAGCGACAGCAAUGAAAGUUAUAUUCAGAAAGACAACCAAUCAUUUAUCAAUGCCAUGGAUUCACUUCAAAGAGAUUUAUUUUCGAGUAAUAUUACUAGCAAAGUGCUGAACGAGUUCAGUUCGAGGUAUGAAAGUGUUAGAGAAGAGAAGAUUUUAAACAUACAAGAAUUUAACAACACUGUUACUAAUGAUGAAUUGAACAGACGUGCUUCAGAGCGCUUCAGUGGUAGUCAUAGAACCAGAUUCAACAGGAUGGAAUCAAUUGCAUUUCAUUAUGCAGCAAGAAGAAAUGAGCAACAACAACAACAACAACAACAACAACAACAGUCAAGAACACCUGAUGAAAAAGUGAUUGAUCGCAAAAUAAUAGAAACUGAUGAGGAUAUGGUUCUUUCAGAUUAUCAUUUAACACCAGGUGAUAAACGGCUCACCUCAAAAACAUUAGAAAGCGCAACGAAGAGACUUAAAAUUGACGAGUUCAAGUUUGUGGAAAUAGAUGACAGUCCAACUAAGACACAGACAGAAAAAGAGAAACUCAAAGAUGUAUAUCAACAAAGGCAUCAGCAACAGUACGAAGAACAACAUUUUCAGCUACAACAACAGCUGCGACAGCAACACCUCCAGCAACAGCAAAAACAACAACACAAACAACAACACAAACAACAACACAAACACCAUCACCAAUACCAGGAAUCAAAGCACCAACUACAACAGGCAGAGAAAAGUAUUCCCAGCUAUUUACAACCGACAAAAUCAUCAAUUCAAAGAUCUUCUUCUUCAAAAAGUAUAUCACCAUCUAAAUCUAGCAAGUCGAUUAAUCAGUUGAAAGAAUCAACGCCAUCAUUAAAACCAGCAGAAAAACAUACAGGGUUGAGCAAAUCGCCAUCAAUAUCUCCAUCUAAACAGCAUACCCCCAAACUGUCACCAUCUCGUGCAUAUUCGAAUUUGAAUAAGAUACUUACAUCAUCUCCUGAGAAAUUAUCAUCACCUACAAAAGAAGAGAAACCAAAAACACCAAUAACAAGGAUUCCAAGAUCCAAGACAAGUGGUUCUAUGAAUUUGCCGAGCCAUAAUAUCUCAAAUAGUAAACUUAAAGGUGAAUCAAAUACGAAGACAAAUCCAACUGCAAAAUCAAAAUCUUACAAUAACUUGAAAUCUAUCUCAACAUCUUCCUCGAUACCAAGAUUAGCGAGACUAGUAACUGCCGAAGCUCGUCUAAAAGACACUGCAAUCAAGGAGAAGCCAAAAUGGAGAUAA
This is a messenger RNA of Pichia kudriavzevii, 1485 nucleotides long. RefSeq lists its product as uncharacterized. Lineage: Eukaryota; Fungi; Ascomycota; Pichiomycetes; Pichiales; Pichiaceae. Bases 1 to 1485 code for a protein of 494 amino acids. The record is from RefSeq and is a predicted model, not a curated record. The transcript has a single exon.